This is a messenger RNA of Sorex fumeus (smoky shrew), 429 nucleotides long. Its product is annotated as deoxyuridine 5'-triphosphate nucleotidohydrolase-like. Lineage: Eukaryota; Metazoa; Chordata; Mammalia; Eulipotyphla; Soricidae. The transcript has a single exon. The coding region runs from base 1 to 429 and encodes 142 amino acids. The record is from RefSeq and is a predicted model, not a curated record.
AUGGCUCCACUGAAUUUAGGUGCUCCUGAAACUGCUCCUGAAACUACUAUUCAUUCUCUACCCAGGGGAACCCCAGGCAGCGCAAGUUUGGACUUGGCCUGUCCCGUUGAUGUUAUUUUGUCCAAAUGGGAUGACAUAACAGUCAUACCAACAGGUAUUAAAGGCACCUUACCUCCGGGUACGGUGAGACUCGUGAUUGGCCGGAGUUCAAAUAUCAAUAAACAUUUGGAAAUUGUGCCAGGGGUGGUAGACUCGGACACUGAAUCAGAUAUAAAAGUAAUGGUCAAACCAUUGAAAGAAACCAUACAGUUACAUAAAGGCCAAAGAAUAGCCCAAUUGUUAUUGCUGCCCUACAUCCCUUUGCCAACGCCUGUUCUUACAGGAAAAAGAGGCUUGGGACAGUUCAGGUCUACGGACAUUGCGGCCUGA